GAGAAGCAGAUGAGCAGAUUACUCCAGAAACAGACACUGCUUCAGGUUCUUCAUUAAUCCGCACCCUCGUGAAGGUAAACCAAGAAGGUUAUCCUCACUCAACUUGCAUCAGUAUUUAAUUCUUUCCCAUAUUUCUGUCCUUUUCUUUUUUAAUGAGAUUUGGGGCCCUUCCAUGAUUGUUACCAGAUUUACCAAUGCACAAAAGUCAGAAUGUAUUUGGAAACCAGAAGGGCUAUUUUUGUUAUUUGGAUUUUUCUCCAAGUUCAAGGAAACAAAGAUCUCUCCAUUAAAAUGUACCAUUCUGAAACUAAAGACAUAGACAAUGCCCCAAGAAUCGAAACAGCUGAAAGUCCUGCAAAAAUGUAUAAAGUGUCAACCAUGAGACAAGUAUUCGAUUUGGCAAAGCAUCGAACAAAAAGAUCAGCAUUUUUUCCAGCUGGGGUUAAAGUCUGUCCACAGGAAUCCAGGAAACAGGUUCUAGCCAGCCUUCAAGCUUAUUACAGAUUGAGAGUGUGCCAGGAAGCAGUGUGGGAAGCCUAUUGGAUCUUUCUGGAUCGUAUCCCCGACACAGGGGAAUACCAGGGCUGGGUCAGCACCUGCCAGCAGGAGAUUUUCUGCCUCUUUGACAUUGGGAAAAAUUUCAGCAACUCCCAGGAGCACCUGGAUCUUCUUCAGCAGAGAAUAAAACAGAGUAACUUCCCUGAGAGAAAAGAUGAAAUAUCCACAGAAGAGAUAUUAGGAGAGCCUGGUAAAACUCCCGUGUUUUCAACAGAUGUUGCCGAUGUCUCACUCAGGCCCUUCCCUCUCACUCCUGAGGACACACUCCUCAAUGACACCAAGAUGCCUACAACAGAAAGAGAAAUGGAAUUCUCUGAGGUAUCCGAGGGCCCACCGGAGCAGAAGGUGGUGCUGAGCAUCUCCCUGGCAAACCAGAAGCUCAAGGCAGAGCUCACUGAUGCCCAGUCCCCAUAUUACCAGGAGUUGGCAGCAAAGUCUCAACUCCAGAUGCAAAAGGUAUUUAAGAAACUUCCAGGAUUCAAAGAAAUUCAUGUGUUAGGAUUUAGACCAAAGAAAGAAAGAGAUGGUUCAAGCUCCAUAGAGGUGCGACUUACGGCCAUCUUUAAGAGAGACAGUGCAGAAGCAACAAGUCCUGCAAGUGACCUGCUGUCUUUUGAUUCCAACAAAAUUGAAAGUGAAGGAAUCCUUUAUGGGAUGACAGAGGAGGACAAUCAACAAGAAACCUAUCUCACAGCUUUAGACCUCAAAAAGCUGAUCAGCAGAGCACUACAGGAAGAAAAAUCCUUGCACGUGGGGACAAUUCAGUUCACUGACGAAAUUGUUGGGUCAUUGCCUGGCUCUGCUCCCAACAGCCAGUCAGUGCUGCCUACACUCCUUGCUGGUUUCACAAAGGAUGCUACUUUGAGUCCAGAACUUCCUCUUGGUCAACCCAGGCUCAAAACAGUGGACAGAGAAGGACACAGUCUACCUGGAGCUUUCUCCAUGGACAGUUCUUUGUCCUCACCUGCUACGGCCUCUACCUCCCUAUCAGAAACUCUACCUUUCUUGGCUGCAUCAAGCAUCUUCUCUCUGACUGAUCGAAGUGCCACAGACAUAAUGUCCAUUGACCAGACACUAACCAUCCCCACUGAUGAUUACUCUGCCAUCGGCCAAUCAGCUCUGGAGAUUUCACGUUUGCCUGCAUCUUCAGAAGAUAGCACGUUGAGCACAGGCAGCCAAGAUAUAGCCCAAGGCUUAGAAGAAAUGGAUCUAUCUAAUUCUCCCACCUCCUCUGAGGUACCAGGAUUCAGUGGCUAUGUUUCCACCCCAGACAAUUUCCUGGAGAAUACCACUCCCGGCCCAGCUUUACAGACUAUCACCGCCAGCUCUGUGACCAUCGCCACCGGAGGCCAGGAGCUGGUGGUGUUCUUCAGUCUGCAUGUGGCUAACGUGGCCUUCUCUGCCGCCCUGUUCCACAAGGGCUCUCUGGAGUACCAAGCUCUGGAGCAACGAUUCACACAGCUGCUGGUUCCGUAUCUACAAUCCAAUCUUACAGGAUUUAAGCAACUUGAAAUACUUAACUUCAGAAAUGGGAGUGUGGUUGUGAAUAGCAAAAUGAGGUUUGCUAAGUCGGUGCCCUACAACCUCACCAAGGCGGUGCAGCGGGUCUUGGAGGAUUUCCGUUCUGCUGCAGCCCAACUACUUGAUCUGGAAAUAGACAGCUACUCUCUCGACAUUGAACCAGCUGCCCAAGCAGAUCCCUGCAAACCCCUGGCCUGUGGCGAAUUUGCCCAGUGUGUACAGAACGAGUGGACCGAGGAAGCAGAGUGUCGCUGCCGACCUGGGUACGAGAGCCAGGGGGCCCCGGACCACCAGGGGGGCCUGGGCCGCUGUGCCCCCCAAGAGGAAUGGGAGGUCAUCCAGGGAAAGGGCGCUCCGUGCAGUUCUGACCUCAGCACCUGCCGCUCCUCGGGUAGUCUCAAAGCCUCCCAAUCACCCAAGACAAACUGGAGCAAAAAGAUUGCCUUCGCUGGUGAUACCCUAAAUGGCAAGCAUAUUCUCAUCCAUCAGCAGAGGCCAUUUUUAAAUGAGUCAUUGAUUUGCUCUUCGAUGGCAUUUCUUAAGCUCUUAAAAUUAUUUUCCUUCCAGGUAACCAGGAAAAGAAACCCUGAAUCACUGACGGUAGGAUAUGAAGAAUUUAACCAUCAAGAUUGGGAAGGAAAUUAAAAACUGAAAAUGUACAUGUUAUCAUUUAAUCUAUCUCAAGAGACAUGGCUUGCUUUCUCAAGGAAAAUUGAAUGCACUAUGUCAAAAUUCUGAAAACGUAGGCAGGCAUAUUCACUGGUUGUGAGACGCCAGGCCUACAGACAACACUGAGAUCCAGCACGCACCACAUUUCAAAUAGAGAAGGCUGCGCACUGAUGACUGGUACCUUCUGAAGG
Molecule: messenger RNA, 2939 nt
Organism: Myotis daubentonii (Daubenton's bat)
Lineage: Eukaryota; Metazoa; Chordata; Mammalia; Chiroptera; Vespertilionidae
Gene: IMPG1
Product: interphotoreceptor matrix proteoglycan 1
Exons: 17
Coding region: 211-2724 (837 amino acids)
Biological process (GO): visual perception
Source: RefSeq, a predicted model, not a curated record